AUCUGAAAUUUUAAGAACAUAUUUUUUAUCUUACAAUGCAAACUUUAACAUUAUUUCAUAAAUACUUAAUUCUACCUCUAUCAGUGGCGGAUACUAAAGAAUAAAACUGGAUCCAACCAAAAACAAAAAUUAAUUCUUAAGAGCACGUCUAAUGCACAUACUAACUAAACAAUAUAAACAAUACUAACCAACAGACGGCAAUAUCAUCGUCAUGAACAAUUGUUGCUUGUUUCUUUUUUAUUUCCGUUGAACAGUUUUUUUUUUCUAGUAUUUCACUGUAAUACUUGUACGAUACACACAAAUAACAAACAACAAAUCAAUCGAUAGGAAUUAUCGAAAUCGUUCGCAAUUUUUUUUUGUUUGUAUUUUUUUUACUAUUUGGUUUAUUUGUGAAAAUUGUAUUUCCAUUUUAAUUUCUAAAAGAGUCUAUCGUGUUGAAAAUAAAAAAAAAAUCAUCAUAAUUCAGUACAUUAUUGUGCACGAAACACACACGUAAAUUAACUGAAAAUAUAAACGGCGCGGCAUUAAAUAACAUUAUAUUGAUGUGUUUCAGUGAAAACAAUGAAAAAAGCCAAAAAAUUAACAGUGAUUGUAUGAAAAAAAAUUAAAACAUUUUACAAAGUUAUCAACACAAUUUACAAAAAAUAGUCAAACUUGUAUUUAUUAAAAGGGUAUAAAUAAAAAUAUUAAAUCAAAACACAUUGUUUUCUCGUUUCUGUGAAAUAUUUUGUUGAAUUAAAGCAAAAAAAAAUUAAUAAUAAAAAAUAUAUAUACGUAUGUAUACACAUACAUAUACACAAUUUUUAUAAUUGCAUUAUAUAGAAAAUAAAAAAAAAUAUAUCUGUAUAAAAAUACCAUGUCAUGUAUUGGUUGGAUGGUUUUACAUUUGAUGACAAUUUAAUCAAUAAUUCAUUUUUGAGCGCAGACAGCAAUGGAGAAUUAAGUGACAAUAAUCAUCGUUUAUCAAAGGCCUCCUCAUCAAACAAUUUUAGAUCAUCAAAUCGUAAGGCACAACAUCUUAGAGGAUUAGCGGUCACAACAAAAGCAAAACGAAGACGGCAUGCGCACUAUAAACUAAACACCAGAUUGGAUCGAAAGUCAUCGCGUGGCAUGAUCUAUGAAAAUGAAGAAUUAAGAUUACGUACCAUCAACAUUAAUGCUGAGGUAGAGAGAGGACAAACAGAUAUAAAACGUUUACGUAAAGAAAAUGAACAAUUACGACGAGAAAUUUGGACACUACGUGAUGAAUGCGAUCGACUUAACAAGCGCGUUAAGGCAAAAUUUAUAGAACAUGAACAUGGUGUAUAUAGUGUUAGAUGUAGCGGAGGUAAUAACUGUUCCUGUCAAUAUAACGAAGGUGGCGGCGCAUGCGAUGGUGUACAUAGUAGAUGUAAUAGUGAGGAUUCAGAUUCCUGUGACUCUUGCUGUUGCCACGAUGAAGAUGAUGUUGCCUGCAAUGAAGAAUGCUGCAAUGAAAGUAAAAAACUAGCUGAUAUUGCUGAAGGCCAACAGAUAACAGAAGUGUUACCGCAAAAUGACACUGCUAAUGCUGUUUCGACAGAAGCUUCACCUACUGGCCCUAGCAAAUUAACAAAUUUCGAUCAUUUAUCGGUGGUAUCGGAGGAAACACUAAGUAAUAGUGAAGUAGCUUUAACACAACCUGCUGAAAACCUUUUAGGUUAUACCCCCGAUAUAAGUGGUUCGCAAACCACCCUGCCUAGUUUAGUGGGACCGUUAACACCUCUAACUCCUAUAGAGCUAGUUGCAAAUGAAUUAAACGAUUUACAGGCUGUAGUUCCACCUCUAUCGUAUUUCGAAAAUGUUUUGCAGCAACACAUGGAUUCAAAUUUCGGUAGCACUCCUGAAAGCUCAUCUACUACCAAUUCGGGCAAAACAAUUGUUAGGCAUACUAAUGGUUGGGACUACAAUCUGGAGUCACCUUUUGCUCAAAGGCGAUAUCAAGCUAACUCUAUAUAUAUAUCUAAACGUUCACCAGCACAAACUUUAACUACAUUUGUACCUACUACCACAGUGACACCACCUCCUCCUUCAGACAUUGCAACCACGAAUGGAAAACCUGCAUUGCCGAAAAAACCUACCGAUCUUAGUGUAACUAGUCCCGUUAUCGAAACAGUGCCCAUAACAAUAUUGCCGCCUAAUGGUUAUGCAAGUGCAGCAAUAAUAAAUAAUGGCGACAACAAUGGCAAUACAACACCUAAGCACUUUUUCGCGCCCAUUAAACCCAAACUGAAGUUAAAUACAGCCUUGGCAAAUCAAAAACGUUUACCACCACCCCCACCUCCAGUGACCGAAACAGUAUCUCAAACGCAAUCAUUGAUGCCACAACAUAAAUGUGAACCUCCCGAUAUUUAUGUGACCAAUGCCCUGGCAUCACCUUAUAGGCCACCCAACAAGCCAACCGUGCAACCACCACCAAUACCACAACGCAUAACCAGUACAUCAACAAUCCAAGCACAAGUAAGUUCCACUCAACAUCAAAGAAAUAGACAACAACUACAUCAUCGUAGACAACAUCAAAUGCGUCGUUAUCAGCAACAUAAUAAUGUUGCUGUAUCUAAUAAUGAUGAUGUAUAUGUAAUGCCAACAAUAUCCACUACUAUCACUUCUACAAAUACUAAUGAUAAAGCUACAAUUUCAACUACUACAACAAUAACAACAGAAGCAUUAAACUUUACUAACACUUUAUGCACCAGCAUGCAAACUAAUUUAAAAACUUUGUGUCCACUACUAACAACAAUGACAACAACAACUGUUUUAACUUCUAAUUCUUUAUGUAAUUCUUUAAAUCCAUUACUAACAACACCAACAACAAUAUCAUCACCAUUACUAACAGCAGCAGCAGCGAAAACAGUACGAACAACAACAAGUUUAUUAUAUUUAACAUCAACAACAUGUCCACCAGCAGCUUGUUUUAAAUUUAUAAAUUCCAAUAUUAACUUUCGUAAACCUAAUGAUCCUGUUUAUGCAAUCGCACAAAAUGUUUGCCAUAAUUUAAUCACCGCUACUGCUGUUACACAACCCCUGAUGUCAUCGAUUGUUAAGUGUUGUAUAGCGAAACAACAACAGUUACAAUUACAACAACAUCUACCAAUACCAACAGCUGCAUCAUCAUCAACAGCAGCACAAAGUUUUCGUACUUCUACUACUAUAACAUCUGCAAUUGCUGCUGGUGGUGGCGGUUGUAUUGAUAUUAUGCCACCACUACCACCAGCACAAACAACUGUGUCACCAACGUCAACAACAUCAUCGUCGUCACCAUCAUCAUUGUCAUCGAUGGCAAAAUUAUCAAGUGUUUCAUGUAAUUUAACCAUAAAUUCUUCCUUUAAAAAACCAAUAACAACAUCAUUGAGAACGUCAACCACAUCAACAAAUUGUAUUGUUGUCGAUUCGAUGUGUCAGACUGACUCAGCCAAUUUAGAGUCAAUUUUAAACGAUAUUGAGGCCAUUUCAGAAGAUAUCUUAGCCAUACAACUAAUUAAAAAUAAAUCCCGUGAUAAUCUAAACAAUAAAUCUACAGAUUCAAUUAACACAACUGAGCAACAACCACUGCAGCCGAACAAUAAAUAUAAUAAACCAUACAGAUCUGAAAUGAAUUUAUUGCUAACCUAUGAAGGUGACAAUCCUACAAUAAAGCCAGCGGAAACUAAUGACAAUAGUGAAACAAGUCCGGAAUCAAAUACAAAUACAGCUAGAAGAACAAGAUCUCUGGAAAGAGAUCAUACAGACAGUCCAUCGCCACAUAUACCAGAUCCGAUGCAACCUUUUCCGGAAAAUCGUAAAUACAUAGGAUUUGAUCGUAUCAAUAAGGCUGCCAUUAUAGCAACCACAACAGCACCCAUGGUGGCUGCUACAGCAACACAAACUUCCCCCAUAACAAAUUCACCAUUAAAUCAAAGAGCUCAGUUGCCUUUGUCACCCCUGGUUACUAAUGUUAAUACACCAAAAACUAUAAAUGGUAAACAAUUACCUCCCACUCCACCAAACCGAUCAUAUCCAACACCAUUGAAUAUCAAGUGUGCUGGUAUAGCGAGAAGUAGUUCUGUAACUGGUUGCCUGCCAACAACUGAUUCUAGUACAAAUUCUCCAGUGCUAGCUGGUGUAUCGCCCAAUCAAAGUCAAUUAUAUGCUGCUUUGGCCAAUGCUGCUGCCAAAAGAGCACAAUUUCGAUCUCAGCCAACACAUAUAACAAGGUCACUAGAUAUGGAUAGUAAUAUGCCGGAAAACAUCAAUGAUGAUGAUAUAAAUGGUGUAAAAGAGGAGAAAGAGAGUACGGAAAAUGCCAAAAGAAAAGCUCGACGAGUAUCCAUAGUUUGUGCCGACACUGAUAGCCCAGGAACACCAGAAAAACCUUCGCCAGCUUUGCGUACUCAAAUGCCUACUUUUCAAGUUCAACCCACAACCAGUGGUAGUUGUAUGGAUUUACAUGCUGUAAUGACAAAUCCGGCAUUACGCAACAUUAAACAAACUAGCCAGAGUACACCAAAUACUCCACAUUCCUCCCGCAAAGUUGAGAAUUCACCACUGGCCAUAACGCAACUACCGCCCACUAUCUCAAUCACGCCCAAUUCAACGCCUGAACAUCAACGCAACAACUCCAAUACGAGUGGUAUAUCACAGCUACUAGCUCACAAUCAUGGUCAUAGUAAUAGUUAUCCAAAUGUUGUGUCACCAUUGACAAAACAACAUCAACAACCGCGUAAAAAUAGUCAAGACGCAAUUAAAGCCAGCGCAGCGGAAAUAGCUUGCGCUGCUGCCAAUGCCAUGCGUUCGAAAUGUUCACGACGUCACUCUGAUGGCACAGUAUCACAUGGUAAUCAACGUAUUAGUGGUGCAAGUGGUGGUACCAAUGGGACUCAUCAUCACCAUCAGCACAAUCACCAUCAUCAUCAACACAGCUCUUCUCUAGUAAGCAACACAAAUCCGCAUCACAGUCAUCAUUCCCGUCGAGACAGCAAUCACGAGACUGUAGCUUCAUUUUCCGAUCGUAAUUCAAAUAGUUUAGCAUCAUCACGGGAAUCAUCGGCCAGUUUUAGUUUGCGCUCGCAAAGGCGUAAAUUAUCUGUAAGUUCUCACACUGGUGGCAAGAUACCAUGGUGUGGCUGUUGGGGCAAUGGUUGUUUGUGAAUAUUUGCCAUUAUUUAUUCAGUUCUUUAAAAUUAUUUGUUUUUAUUUUUAUUAUUAUUUAUUUAAAUAUUUGUUUGUAAGUAUAUUGCAUUCAAUAAAAUUUAAGUGCAGAUUUUUCUUUUACUAAA
Molecule: messenger RNA, 5273 nt
Organism: Lucilia cuprina (Australian sheep blowfly)
Lineage: Eukaryota; Metazoa; Arthropoda; Insecta; Diptera; Calliphoridae
Product: mucin-5AC
Exons: 8
Coding region: 862-5145 (1427 amino acids)
Source: RefSeq, a predicted model, not a curated record